AUGGGAAACACUCGGUUUGGGAAAUUCGAGGCGGCGCCUCUGCAGGCCGAUUUCAUUCCUAGUCUGCAACAACCAACCCAACAGAUUCUCUGGAUCGGAUGCUCUGAUAGCGGGUUCCAAGAAACUACUAUUCUCAAUCUCCUCCCUGAUGAAAUGAUGGUACACCGAAAUAUUGGCAACAUGAUUAUUGAAGGCGAUUUGUCCAGUGAGACUGCUGUGAAAUAUGCUGUUUCGGUUCUUGGGGUGCGCCAUAUAGUUGUCUGUGGACAUUAUGGAUGUCAAAUAGUAAAGGCUGCAUCAAGAAAUGGACUGCAGGGACCAUGGCAAAGCAAGCUUGAUUCUCUGCAUUCCACGCAUAAAGACACCAUUGAUCGACUACCGGAAGCCGAAUCGGAUCGCGCGUUUGUUAAAUUGAAUGUUCUGGAUCAGUUGCGCUCUUUGCGUCAGUUCCCCGAGGUUGUUGAUGCUGCGAAGUCGGGUGGCUUGCAAUUACAUGGAUUUGUGUAUGAUACACAUACUGGGGAGGCAUCUCGGUUGCUUGAGGAUCCCGAGGCUCAUAUUUAA
This is a messenger RNA of Penicillium verhagenii, 564 nucleotides long. RefSeq names its product putative carbonate dehydratase. The coding region runs from base 1 to 564 and encodes 187 amino acids. The transcript has 3 exons. Gene Ontology annotation, molecular function: zinc ion binding; carbonate dehydratase activity. NCBI's taxonomy places the organism in Eukaryota, Fungi, Ascomycota, Eurotiomycetes, Eurotiales, Aspergillaceae. The record is from RefSeq and is a predicted model, not a curated record. Gene Ontology annotation, cellular component: cytoplasm. Gene Ontology annotation, biological process: cellular response to carbon dioxide; cellular response to oxidative stress.